Molecule: messenger RNA, 2949 nt
Organism: Stegodyphus dumicola
Lineage: Eukaryota; Metazoa; Arthropoda; Arachnida; Araneae; Eresidae
Biological process (GO): regulation of transcription by RNA polymerase II
Cellular component (GO): nucleus
Molecular function (GO): DNA-binding transcription factor activity, RNA polymerase II-specific
Source: RefSeq, a predicted model, not a curated record
UGGGAACGGGAAUUUCGUUCAGUCUGGCAGGCCUUGAGUAUAAGUUGGCCUUGCAUAGAGAUUAUGUGCAUUAAGUUGCAAUUUCAUUUUUAACACCCGUUUGAGAACAUAAAGCUAUUUUUACUGUGUUACAUUUGGUUUUUAUCAGAAGAAGUUCAUGGCGCUUUUUGCGUGUGAGGUUUCUUAAAUAGUCGUUUAGAUAAAUGCGUGAACAAAUGGUCGUGAUGGCAAUAACUUGGCGAAGAAGUAAGUGUUAAACCAUUCUACAGCGCGGAAAAUAACAUUAACGUCUCCUAUUUCUUCUAUUGUACGAAGCAAUGUAUGAAUUUGAAGCAAUCUCUGAAUAAACUAAGCACCAUGAAUGCUGUGAAUGGGUGAUGAAAAUCAUGCCGUAUGUAUAUCGCCCUAGAUGUGUCUUUAUUAGUGUUUUAUAUGCGAUGUAUAUGCACCAACUACUUUGCUUAAAUUUUAGCGUUCCAGGUUUGAUCCUGAAAUUGUAACAUCUCCCAGAAUGCCAUCAAUAAGCGAUAAAUUCUUGACUAUGAUUUCCACUGUGAACUUCUCAGUUUUUCUAAUAUAUUCGAGUACAACAUACCUUGGAAAAUGUCAUGUGGAGGAAACUUCUUAAAAGUCCACAAAUUACACAACAGAAAAACCUCAUGUAUGUGAGGUAGCUAAACGUCAUUUAGACAGAUGUGUGAAUAAAAGCAACAUUUGUUUCGUAAUGCAAAAUGUGGUGUAAUCAUGAUGUAUAUAUAAUGUAUACUGUGUGUAACAAGUCAUUUAGACUAAAGACUUAUUUGAACAAUCGUACACUUAUUCUGCAGAUAUGUACAGGAGAAAAAAAUGUACUGUGUAAAGUAUGUAAGAAUUCAUUUAGAUGAUAGAGCACUUUAAACAGGAUAUGCUUAUUCAUGUAGGAAAGAAACUUCACGUGUCUGAAGUAUGUAAUGCGUCAUUUAGUUAAAAACGUAACUUAAACAAUCGCAUACUAAUUCACACUAGAGAAAAACAUCAUGUGAGGUAUGUAACAAGUCAUCUAUUCGGAAAAGUCAUUUAAAAUUCGAUAUGCAUAUUCACACAGGAGAGAAACCUCAUGUGUGUGAGGUUUGCAAUAAGUCAUUUUCUGAAAAACGGAAUUUAAAAUCCCAUAUGCUUAUUCAUACUGGAGAGAAACCUCAUGUGUGUGAGGUUUGCAAUAAGUCAUUUUCUGAAAAACGGAAUUUAAAAUCCCAUAUGCUUAUUCAUACUGGAGAGAAACCUCAUGUGUGUGAGGUAUGUAACAAGUCAUGUAGUGGAAAAAGAAAUUUAAGAUACCAUAUACGUAUUCACACUGGAGAGAAACCUUAUGUGUGUUAUGUAUGUAAUAAUUCAUUUGCUCUAAAAGCUUAUUUAAUAUGCCAUAUGCGUGUUCACACUGGAGAGAAACCUCAUAUAUGUGAGGUAUGUAAUAAGUCAUUUGCUCUAAAAGGUAGUUUAAACAGACAUAUGCUUGGUCACACAGGAGAGACACCUCAUGUGUGUGAGAUAUGUAAUAAGUUAUUUGCUUACAAAUAUACUUUAAACAACCAUCUACGUAUUCACACAGGAGAGAAACUUCAUGUGUGUGAGACAUGUAAUAAGUCAUUUAAUCAAAAAAGUAUUUUAAAAAACCAUAUGCUCAUUCACACAGGAGAGAAACCUCAUUUUUGUGAGGUAUGUAAUAGGUCAUUUAGUCUGAAACAUCAUUUAAACAGACAUAUACUUAUUCACACAGAGGAGAAACCUCAUGUGUGUGAGGUAUGUAACAAGUCAUUUGCUCAAAAAGGUAAUUUAAACAGACAUAUACUUAUUCACACCGGAGAGAAACCUCAUGUGUGAUGUAUGUAACAAGUCUUUUGUUUGAAAAGCCAUUUAAAGAACCAUAUGCUUAUUCACACAGGAGAAAAACCUCGUGUAUAAGAUGUGUAAUAAGUCAUAUGUUAAAAAAAGAAUUUAAACAAACAUACUUAUUCACACAGAGAAAUCUCCCUCGCACGUACUUAACACGCGGGAGAGAAAAUACAUGAGUAACUUGCAUAACAAAUCACUUACAUAAAGGAAAUAUUGUUUAAGGUAUGUAAAAGAUCAUUUCUUCAAGAGAAUUGUUUAAACAUCCAUAUUCACACAACAGAGAAACGUAAGGUGUGUGAGGUCUGUAAAAAGUCAUUUCCUGGAAAUGUUUAUUUAAACAGUCCUUAUUCACAGAUAACAGAAAGUUCAUGUGUGUGAGAUAUAUAAUAAGUCAUUUACUUAAAAGUCAAAAUUAGAAAAGCAUGUACUUGACAGGUCAGAGAGAAAAUACAUGAGUAACUUGUGUAACAAAUCACUUAGAUAAAGGAAAUAUUGAAAGUCAACAGAUAAAAGAAGGUUGGUGUCUUUUGUAGAAAAGUUUGAUUACUAAGAGCCUUUACUUACUGUGCAGAAAUGACUUGUCUGUACUAUAAAGGAAUGUCUUUGUAUGAUAUGUUUUAACUUAUUUCAUUUCAGUUCAUAAUAAAUCAUUGAUUUGUUUCCACACCAGAAAAACCUCAUGUUUGUGAGAUAAGACACAAGUAAUUUUAAAGUAUUGCUGAUUUAAAGCAACAUUUUCUAAUCCUUAGUAUUUAAUUAGUAAUAAAAGGUUGAAAACAGCAUAUUCGAAGAGUGAAAUAUUAGAGACUAGUUAUACUGUUCUGAAUCGGAAAUUUUAUUGAUGUCACAUUCCUCCAAUUUAGGUAAUGUCAUGCAGUGUUUGAAAUGGUGAACAUUUUCAUUUGAAUUAAAAUUUCUGUCACAUUUUGCACUAUAAUCUAGUUUGCAUUACAUUUUUGUGAAAAAGAACAAAAUCUAUAUAUAAUAUAUAUAAUUUUUUUUUUUUUUGUCGUAUGUUUGAAACAUUAAUGGAGACUAUGUUCUUGAUGCCACUAUGCAACUUGUAGUGUCUUUCAA